GGCACGUGUGCCAGAAAGUCGCCGUCCUCCGGGGCCCUUCCGGCAGGAAAUCCCCGAGUCCGGGAGGGCGGGGGUGCCGGCCCUCUAGGUCGCCAUGGCUACCGAGCCUGUAGCUGCGGAGUCCGCGGUGCCGUCGCUCGUGGAUCGCUACUUUACUCGCUGGUACAAAGCGGAUGUCAAAGGAAAACCCUGUGAGGACCACUGUAUACUACAGCAUUCUAACCGAAUAUGUGUCAUCACACUCGCAGGAUCUCAUCCAGUUCUUCAAAGUGGAAAAACAAUCAAAAGCAUUUCCUAUCAAAUCAGUACCAACUGUAGCAGACUUCAGAACAAGGUUUCUGGGAAGUUUAAGCGGGGGGCACAGUUUCUAACAGAACUGGCACCUCUGUGUAAGAUUUAUUGCUCAGAUGGAGAAGAAUAUACCAUAUCCAGCUGUGUUAGAGGUCGGCUGAUGGAAGUGAAUGAAAACAUCCUCCAUGAGCCAUCUAUCCUUCAAGAGAAGCCAUCCACUGAAGGCUACAUUGCAGUUGUGCUGCCCAAAUUUGAAGAAAGUAAAAGCAUCACAGAAGGGUUACUGACCCAAGAACAGUAUGAAGAAGUGCUGGUGAAACGCAUUAAUGCCACAACAGCCACAUCGUGAGGACCAACAUGGAGCAAAAUGACAUGGGACUCUCACUCCUGCCUGGCCCACGGGAUCAGUGUGCUAAGGAACAAGCCCCCAGGAGGCAUAUUUCACACCAGCCAUCCGCAGGCGGCCUGAGCCUUCACUUAACCUACUUUUCUUUGUUUACCUGUGUAACAAGUCUUGGUUCCCUUUUGUCUUCAGCUUCCUAGAUCUGCCCUGCCCAUGUACUCAUUCUCUUCAUUUGCUGCUCUGUAACU
Molecule: messenger RNA, 882 nt
Organism: Talpa occidentalis (Iberian mole)
Lineage: Eukaryota; Metazoa; Chordata; Mammalia; Eulipotyphla; Talpidae
Product: protein Abitram
Exons: 6
Coding region: 95-640 (181 amino acids)
Biological process (GO): regulation of actin filament polymerization; regulation of filopodium assembly; dendrite morphogenesis
Cellular component (GO): nucleus; filopodium tip; lamellipodium
Molecular function (GO): actin monomer binding; actin filament binding
Source: RefSeq, a predicted model, not a curated record